Messenger RNA from Trichoderma aggressivum f. europaeum, 1197 nucleotides. RefSeq names its product transcriptional regulator family: Fungal Specific TF. The record is from RefSeq and is a predicted model, not a curated record. The transcript is spliced from 2 exons. Gene Ontology annotation, biological process: regulation of DNA-templated transcription. The coding region runs from base 1 to 1197 and encodes 398 amino acids. Gene Ontology annotation, molecular function: zinc ion binding; DNA-binding transcription factor activity, RNA polymerase II-specific. NCBI's taxonomy places the organism in Eukaryota, Fungi, Ascomycota, Sordariomycetes, Hypocreales, Hypocreaceae.
AUGGUCACACGCUCAUCACUGGCAUGCCUCCCAUGCCGUUCCCGACACGUCAAAUGCGACGGCAAGCGGCCCAGCUGCACCCGGUGCGAUGAAUCUGGAAGGCUGUGUAACUAUGCAAAAUCGCGCCGAGGUGGUCUCAGUCGCGCAGCACUUACACGGCUUAGACAACUUGCUGCGGCGGAGAGUCGGUUAGUUAGCAACUUGAUACCGGCUACAGGGCCGCCAGCUAUACCCGAAACCCGGCCGGAGUCUGGAGUAGGGGCCUCUCUUGAUGCUAUCGUCGCCGGUGUCACUCAAGACUCAAUGCCGGAAAGGCCUGACCCAAUACUGCUUGUACCGCCUACUGCCCAACCCAACAACCUCGGAGAUGAUGCCCUAGUGGAUUUGUACUACAAGAACUUUCACAAAUUGCACCCAGUGGUUUUGCCCCGGAGACAUCUGGUUAGGCUUUGUCAAGCUCCAGAGAACCAGCCAAGCCUAGUGCCCCUCGUUGCUGUCAUGCGACUCAUCGGCCACCUCUACGGGUUCCGAGAAUGGCCGUGCCUAUUACAGGACGCAGUGAAAGUCUGUUUCUCGAAGGCAUCACAAACAGACCCCUUUAUGGUGCAGUGCCGUAUUUUGUACUCUAUUGCUUUGUUCUGGUAUGGGCAUAAGAACGAGGCAAAAGAUGAAAUGGAAACGGCCGCUCGACUUGCACUCGGGCUUGAAAUGUUCCGGUGUCAAUUCGCGACGGAACAGGGAGGCGAGGACCUUGUACUGAGAGAAUGCUGGAGACGGACCUGGUGGAUGCUAUACAUCGUGAAUGGCUACUAUGCCGGCACAGUCGGCAUGCUGGAAUUCGCAGUAAUAGACGUUGAAGCUACUGUGGAACUGCCUUGUGAAGAGUUUGAGUAUGAAUUAGGUGAAAUCCCCGAACCGAAAACACUGGAAGACUUCGACUGUCGUGAGUUUUCUAUGAGCAAUGUCUCAUUCUCAUCCUUCGCAUAUCUUAUUGGUGCUGCAAGAUGUGUGGCGUCUGCAGCACCCAUGGCUCUCGGCAUUGCGCCCGAGGAUGCCUCUUUGCAUAUGAUUCAUACUGCUGAUUCGAUUCUUGACGGGUGGCUACUCUUAUUGCCAAGCAGUAGCAAACAGAUCAUGGAUAAAUCAGGCGAAAUUGACGAACUCAUGUUCCAGGCCAAACUCCUUAUUCACGUGUAG